Molecule: messenger RNA, 1134 nt
Organism: Acanthosepion pharaonis
Lineage: Eukaryota; Metazoa; Mollusca; Cephalopoda; Sepiida; Sepiidae
Source: the annotation of a GenBank genome assembly
AUGUUUUUUUCAUAUUUGCUCAUUCAAAUUUUCUUUUUUUCUUUCUUUCUUUCUUUCUUUCUUUUAUUUUUUUUCUUUCUUUCUUUCUCAUCUUCUUUCUUUUUAUCUCUUUUUACUUUUUCUCCUUUUUUAUUAUUCCUUGUUUUUUCAUCUUUUUUUCUUAAAAUGUUUCUUUUCCUUCUUUUUAUUUUUUCAUUAUUUUUCCUUUUUUUUCUUUCUUUAUUUUCUUUCUUCAUUUUUUUUCUUUAUUUUCUUUCUUUCUUUCUUUCUUCCUCUUUCUUUUACUUUUCUCCCUUUCUUGUUACUUCAUUCUUGUCUUUUUCGUCAGUGUUAUUAUAUUUGGUUAUUCGUCUUUCUUUCUUUCUUUCUUUUUUCUUUCUUUCUUUCUUUCUUUCUUUCUUUCUUGCUUGCGAUUUCUUUCUUUGUCUACUCUUACUCUUACUUUUAUUUUCUUUCUUUCUCUUUCUCUUUCUCCUUCCUUCUUUCUCUUACUUGUUCCAUCUUUUUCGCCAACAUUUUUCGUCCCUCUUUCUUUCUUUGAUUUUUCUUUCUUUCUUUCUAUAUUUAUUCUUUCUUUCUUUCUUUCUUUCUUUCUUUCUUUCUUUCUUUCUUACUUUCUUUGUCGACUCUUAUUCUAUUUUUCCUUUCUGUCUUUUUCUUCAAAAUCUUUCAUUUACUUUCUUUCUCUUUCUUCUGGUAUUUCUUUCUUUCUUUUUUUCUCUUACUCCUUCUUUUCUUUUUCGUCAACGUUUUGUUUUUCGUUUACUUCUGCUCUUUCUUUCUUUCUUUCUUUCUUUUUUUUUUUUCUUUCUUUCUUGUAACGCUUUUCUUCUCUUCUCGUUUCUUUCCAUUUCUGUUUAUCUUUUUUCUUUCCACCUCUAUUUCUUUGUUUAUUCUCUUUGUUUAUUUUCUCUGAUUCUUUCUCUCCUUACGUCUCUCUCUUUCUCUCUUAAUCUCUCUUACUCUCUCUAUAUUACUCUUUCUCUCUUACCUUCUCUCUCUUACUGUUCUUAUUCCUCUUUGAUCGCUUCUUUUCUGUCUGACAUUUGGUCUGUCUCUUCAGCAUGUCUACAUUGUAGGUCCCUUUUUUCAUUAAUACAUCCUCACCGAUGCCCGGCCUUGUUUCUUGAAUAG